AUGGCUGCACGGCCCCGGAGACGCAGCCCCUCGCAUCACAAGGGACAGAUUCGUGUCCAACAGGCACCUCCACCAUCCCUGACCAAAGAGGAGAGAAGGGAAAACCUGCAUCUUCUCACAGAAACUUUGAAGAUGCACAGCAGGCGGGUGCAAAAGCUAGAGAGGGGGUUUGAUGCAAUGCAGGCCCUCUGCAAAGAGAGGGGCUGGACUGAUGUGCAGGAAGAACUGGGGGAGUAUAAGAAAACAGUAGAGAAUGAUCUACCUGAGGAGAUGGCUGAACAAAUGAAGAAAGAAAAGGCACAAGUGGAAGCCUUAAUCAACAGCUUCAGGGAGGAGCAACGGUUAUGCAUGAUAUCACUGAAAAGGGAGGAGGAUUUAUGCUUAGAAGAGAUCGCUGCUUUUGAGAAGAAGUUUGAAAGCUGGAGCCUUCCAGUAAAGCCAAUUCCCAAACCACCCAGAGCCCCCAAUGCCACCACCCAAGAAAGAGACCACCCUGCUGAGGUCAGAGCCCUGGAUGCUUUCCUGCAGAAGACAGGUCUUUAUGGAGGCUGGGAGGAAUACGACCACCGAGACUUCUUGAGAUUCUGGACAAAGUACAGUGGGAAGACAUCCUACAGGGCAGAGGUCUUAUCCUGUAUACCAUAUAAAACGCCAAAGGACAUUUUGCAACAUGAAAACUGGUAUCAGGAGCUGCUCUGCCUUCAGGAAAAAAAGAAAGAGGCUAUUCAGCGCUGGAAAGCCCUCAAACAUCAGGAACGUCAGACCAGAAUUCAGAUUGAGAAGAAAAAAGAAGAAAAAAUGCAAGAGAGGAAGGACGAGAUCGACUCAGACGAGGAAAAGGAAAAACUGCAGAAGGUGAAGGAACUGCAGGAAUGGAGGAAAGAGAAGGAGGAAAAAGAAAAAAAGGAAAGAAAGCGGAAACAGCAAGCGCUAAGAGAGAAAACCGAAAAAGAGAAGCAACAUUUCCUCCUUGUGAAACUGAGGCUGCUUGAAAAAGAGGAACUCCAACUGAGGAGGGAAAUACAGGAGGAAGAAGAGAAACAAAUGAGAGAAGCCAAAGAAAGGGAAAUUAAGAAGAAGAGGGGAAGAGAAGCAGAAAAAGCCAUCAAAUGCUUGGCUGAAAAGGAUCUUCAAAAGAUCAAGAAAGCAAUCGAUGAAAAACAGCUGAGGGAAAAAGAGGAAGAGGAAAGGCAGCGGAGAGCUGCUGCUAAUUUGAAGAAGAAGAUGGAAGGGCACGUCACCAGAGACCCCUCCAGGUUAGUUUGUCCCACGAAGGGAUGGAAGGAGCGAAUGAAGCACAUUGGAACUUCAGGAGGAGGACGUGUGCUGCAAAUGUGUCACAGAGCCAUUCCCACUUGGAGGCAGGGUCUGUGAUCAACACCGAAAGGCCGACUUCCGAGUCUACCCUCAACACCAAACUGUGCCUUUUUGCUUGAGGUUCUAUACAACAAUCACAUUAACUUGUAUUUUACAGUUAAUCAUCUGUUUUGAAUAAAAGCAUGUCAUAACAUUUGCCGUUUGUUGAUCUAAUGUUCAAACACACUUAUUGCGGAAUACCAAGUAGUUUAGUUAACAUGUUUUGCCACUUCUGUGGCCAUUCCUCACUCACAAGCCUUGCUUUUACUUAUUGACACCUCAUCUCUAAAACUAACUGUAAACAUCAAGCGUCUAUUGUUGGCUGGUUUUACAGCCGCUAAAAGAAUGAUAGCCUGUCGCUGGAAACCACCACAUGCACUAUCGGUGAGGGAAUGGCUUUUUGCUUACCGGGAUAUUGCACAGCUUGAGCUUUCUACAGCUCGCCUACAUCAUGCCAAAUCAUCCAAUAUCAAUUGCUGGUCAA
Messenger RNA from Cololabis saira (Pacific saury), 1840 nucleotides. Its product is annotated as coiled-coil domain-containing protein 112. Bases 1 to 1374 code for a protein of 457 amino acids. The record is from RefSeq and is a predicted model, not a curated record. Lineage: Eukaryota; Metazoa; Chordata; Actinopteri; Beloniformes; Belonidae. The transcript is spliced from 13 exons.